Messenger RNA from Dermochelys coriacea (leatherback sea turtle), 2685 nucleotides. RefSeq names its product G protein-coupled receptor 146 (gene GPR146). The coding region runs from base 742 to 1743 and encodes 333 amino acids. The record is from RefSeq and is a predicted model, not a curated record. Gene Ontology annotation, biological process: G protein-coupled receptor signaling pathway. Gene Ontology annotation, cellular component: membrane. Gene Ontology annotation, molecular function: G protein-coupled receptor activity. NCBI's taxonomy places the organism in Eukaryota, Metazoa, Chordata, Testudines, Dermochelyidae. The transcript is spliced from 3 exons.
UUCUUCUGAGAGCUAGCUAGCCUCCAGUGAUUGAAAUCAAUAAAAACAGUCGGCAUGGGGCCCAGUGGGGGAAGAGAGAAAUCUCUACUACAGCAUUCAGUUUGCUUUCCACUUUCUCCGUCUUCCUAAAGUUAAACUUUGAACACCAAGACAAACUACUUCAUUUUCAGCAUUCAGAAGAUUUUGAAGGGGUGGGGGGAAGACAGCGUUUUAAUUUUCCUUCUGCUUUCUGUGCUCCCUCUGCUCUCUUACGGAGUUCAGAAAAUGAAAGGGUUGUUUUUAAUUUGAAUCCCGCCAGGAAGAACUUCUACAGACAAGUGCAUCAUCCUACACUUCAGAAAAGGGAUGAAUUUUACAGUGAAAGGAUGUUAAGUGGUGAAAGAGAAAAGAAAAAAUGAAAACUUAUUCAGCAAAAAGUACACUCACUGGAUAAAACGUCAACCACUGCUGUGAAACCUUCUGAAACUGCAUUCAAAAGAGUAAGACCAGUACAAUACAUAGUCUAAAGCAGCUGAAACUUAUAAAAAUACAUGCUCAACGCAAAAGACAGGAUCACAAGGAAAAUAGAGGAGAAAUGAGACAUUGGAGAUUCUGCUGAACUUAUUCUGAAAAAGCUUCCAAUACCAGCAAAAUGUUUCUGCCUGCUAUCAAGAAAUCCAUUUGCUACAGCCUCAAACAACAGGGUUGUUCUUACCGGAAAAGCUGGUAACCAGAAGAGAAGAUACAAAAGUUAAGAUCACUAUGUGGAGGUGUGACGCUUUCAAUGGUACCAAGAACAGCGAGAACCAGCAUCUCUGCCAUGACUUCCAUCUGGUUCUUUUCAUCUUUUCCCUACUCUACCUCAUCAUCUGCUUUCCAGUUGGCCUUUGUUACAAUGCCCUGCUGGUCCUAGUUAAUCUCUGUAACAAAGCAACUAUGACAAUGCCUGAUGUUUACUUUGUCAAUAUUGCAAUUGCUGGUCUCAUCAUCAGUGCCAUGGCACCAAUGUACCUUCUAGGACCUGCCAAUACAAAAUGGGCCAUCUGGAAUUUUAACAAUGAAGUUUAUAUUACAUUACUCAUUUUAUUCAAUAUUUCAUCUUUAGUUAUCAUGUACUCUACUACAUUGCUCAGCCUGGACUACUACAUUGAACGUGCUUUACCAAGAACUUAUAUGUCAAGCGUGUACAACACAAAACAUGUCUGUGGGUUCAUCUGGGGAGGAGCUAUGCUUACAAGUUUUUCAUCUCUCUUAUUCUACGUCUGCAAUCAUGUAUCCACUAAAAUAAUUGAAUGUUCCAAGAUGCAAAACAAAGAAGCAGCAGACGCCAUUAUGGUUUUUAUUGGGUAUGUCGUACCAGCUAUUGCUGUACUGUAUGCAUUUGUGUUAAUUUUGCGAAUACGUAAUGAGGCUACAUCACUGGAUCAAGACACUGGAAGAUUAGAUCCUUCAGUGCACAGGCUUUUGAUUGCUACAGUCUGUACACAGUUUACAUUAUGGACACCCUACUAUGUAACUCUUUUGGUAAACACAUUUAUUAAUGCGCAAGGAAAACUUACAGAUGAGAAUUACAUCCGAGUAUUACCUUUUAUCAAGAGUGUAUCGAAAUUGUUGGCUUUCUCAAGUAGUUUUGUAAUGCCUCUACUGUACCGAUAUAUUAACAAAAACUUUCCCCACAAAUUACGACGGCUGCUUAAAAGAAUGCACUGUGGAAAUCAAGGAUGUUCUCAUGAUCGCACAGUAGUACAGCAAGUUAUAACGUAGGUAUGAAAGAAUCUCAUGGUGCUCAAUUACUGCAGUACUUUGUAUACUGUACUCAGUAUGUGACAAUGUUUUGUUGAUUCUUAAAGAUCAUUUAUAUGGGAGCACCUAGCAAGGAGACUUGAAAAGAGCUUCCAUUAUAACUAAAUGAUUUACAGUUUAAACCUACAGAUAGUAAAAAUGGUUGCAAAAAAAUCCCUUAAGAGUCUGUCUACAUGUUAUAAUACUUGUGUUUUCCAGUAUUUUCAAUGCACUGAGUCCAUUAAAAAGCAUAAGCUUUGUCUUCACAGUUCUAAUAAUCCUGUCUGAAGAAAUCACUAAGGGGUUAAAUGAAGCCUUGAUUGAAUACACAGCACUGUUAUCUUAUACAGGAAAAAAGUAUUUUACUCUCCAUAUAAAGGAACACAAUUGUUUUAAUUUUAAAAGUAGAGCUAUUCUUGGUGGUGGCGAAGACAGCAUAUUUUCAAUGAAGAUGAUCUCUGUUAAAGAUCAGUCUGUUCAACUAUAUAAGUUUUAAUAGUGAAAUGUUAAUUAUAAGUUACUUUAGUAUUUAAUUAAUUUGCUGCUUCUCCCUUUCCCAAAGAAGGGAAAAGGAACCUAAAAUGCAAUUCUAAGAAAGGAUAUUCUCAUGCAGACUUAGCUAUAUUUUAAUAUCUUUGACAAAUCAAAUUUUAGAUGUAACAAUUAACAAACAUGCAUUUAAGUCUUCAUUGCUCUCUGUGUAUCAUAAAAACAUUUCAGUGAUUCAGAAAUAUUUAUUAACUAUUUUAAGGGAACGAAGAGAUAUUUGCCCUGCAUAUUAAAACGAAGGAUACAAUGGUUCAUGAAGUUAGAGUGAAAGUAAAAUGUACAUGGUUGAAGAAUGUCUGGCUAAGUGUUAUGGUCCACAAAAGUUCAUGUAACUAGAGUGAAUUAUUUUAAACAAAUAAAUAUGUUUCUAAUGAA